This is a messenger RNA of Colletotrichum destructivum, 2616 nucleotides long. Its product is annotated as Putative zn(2)Cys(6) fungal-type DNA-binding domain-containing protein. Bases 12 to 2057 code for a protein of 681 amino acids. The record is from RefSeq and is a predicted model, not a curated record. Gene Ontology annotation, molecular function: zinc ion binding; DNA-binding transcription factor activity, RNA polymerase II-specific. Lineage: Eukaryota; Fungi; Ascomycota; Sordariomycetes; Glomerellales; Glomerellaceae. The transcript is spliced from 5 exons. Gene Ontology annotation, biological process: regulation of DNA-templated transcription.
GGCUCUUCCUCAUGCACAACACAACAUUGACAAUUAGCCUUUUUGCACAGUGCGAUGGCCAGCCAGAGUGCUCACAGUGCCUGCGUCGUGGGCUCAAGUGCGAAUACAGAGUGCUCACCGACGCCAUUCUGAAGGCCAUCCCCGCCGGCUUCCAGCUAGUCGAUAAGGAGGAGUCUUUGAGCAAUGCCGACGCCGCCGACUUGCUCGAAAUCCUCAAGGGCCUUCCCGAAGACGAGGCUUUCGAGGGUCUGCAGCUCCUGAGAACUGGCAACGAUCCAGCCCUCAUAUGCCUUGCCUUGCGGGGGAACGAUGCCGGCCUGUCGUCAGCUGUGCUGAACAGGGCAAUCUUGCCACCCAAACAGUCCUCCCUGGAAUUCGAGCUGAUGAUGAGACAUCCUGUUGCCUAUCCCACUUGGCCGCCGCCUCGGUCAUCCAAAGCCGACUUGGACUUCCUGUUGCUUCCGAGGGAAGUCCUCUCGAGCAGGAACGGCUCGACUGGAAAUGCAGACUCGUUUUCGCAGUACGUUCAUCAUCAAGGAGGGGAAAGCUCCAACUCGGCAAGCUUGGUCGGGUCGCGCAAGCCAUCGACGCUGUACGACAAUCGGUUACUGAGUGUCGACAUAACACAAUGGACGGACGUGCCUGUCACCAACGAUUUUUCCAUCGCAGUUCUGCAGCUUUAUCUUGAGACCGACCACCCGAUGAUGCCACUGAUUGACGACGAUCUGCUUCUAGACGGGCUGCUCGGUAAGAACGAGUUCUGUUCUCGAAUCCUCGUAAGCGGGCUAUUUGCCUGGGCUUGUCAGGGAUACGCAGCCUUCGAGCCCGAGGCCAUCAUCGUGGGCCACUCCUUCUACGAAGAAGCAAAGAGACUAUGGAGGAGUACCAAGGAGGCCGGAGUCAGAUACGGCAUCUGUACAGUGGCAGCGGUGCAUUUUUUGUUGAUGACUUCGGUCACCCUUGGGGCGGGAGCUCAGCAUGUCGAGUUCCUCGAUGACCUUUUGGGCAUGUCCAGAAGGCUUGAACUCUUCAACAUCGACCCUUCUCACGACGUGCGACUCGACCUCGACAAAGGCGCAACCUAUCGAAAGGCCAAGUCCCAGAUAGCCUGGGUUUUAUUCGUCUAUCUAACCUUCUUCUCGACACAGCUCCACCAGCGCUUGAUCGAGCACCCGCCCCGCGGGGCCCUGCCAGGCGACGACAUUCAAGUUGCGAAAGACGUCGGCACCAUCCCGAAAGAAAGAAAAAGACAAAUCGACAAUGCAAACUUGCUUAGAGAGCACUGUCGCCUCUUCCUGAUAGUCCACGACAUGGUCAAAAGCAUGUACGGGCCGACACAGACCGCGUGCGCCAACGCUGUCACCUUGACCUUUGCCGAGGAGACUUACAAGCGCCUCUUGAUGUGGGCAGAUAACCUACCCCUAAAUUUGGCUCAGGGGGACCAGUGUACACAUUACGCGGUGGUUCUGCACAUCUACCACCAUUUGGCUAUCAUGGACCUGUUCCGGCCUCUGCUUCAGCACAACGGCGCUCCUCGGCAGCGACUCUCUACCUUUCAGUCCGAAGAGUCCACCCCGGAUGCUGUCUACGCGGCAUCCGUAAAACAGUUGAAGCGGAUCGUUAUCUCCUAUCGGCAUAACCACCCAGAGUCGUCCUACUCCUUCUUCUGGCACCCGGCGCUCCUAUACCUCGCCAACGCAACGCUCACCGAGGUGACGGUCACGGGACAUACGCCCGACUGGCGAUUCUACCUCCGCCUCUGCAUCGCCUGCUACCAGACGUUAUACACCGGCUUCCGCCUGGCCAAGGGGAUCACACUGAGCCUGCUGUCCAUGGCCCUCGAGAAGGGCGCGAUGGAUAUCCCGCAGGCGAGAGCGAUCAGGCAGGAUCUAGAGUUGCGGGGAAAGCACCACACGAUACCCGACGAGGUUCCUGUCUACUGGGUCGUAGACCUGGACCUGGCCGUGACGGAUCCUUCUGCGGCGCAGGUGGAGAAUCUGGUGCAGAGGUUUCGGGAGCUCCAACUCAGCGAGACGAGUGACACUUUUGAGUCAUGAGCCCCAACCAAGGGCCAAGCCAAGCCAAGAGAUGGCUUGUCAUAAUUUCGUAUGUUCAAAAGUUGAUGUACAAGUACACUAAUACAUGCAAUCCCCUCACCCACCCCCUGUCCGGUCCAGUGCGCGCAGCAAGAAUCCGUUCCCCCUUCCAACCUUGUGCGAGUCAGAUGCAGCCGGCGGUGCGAGAGUCCAUUAUGUUUCUCAUACAACCAUUGGUGUGCCAGAGUAAGGAUGAGAUUGAAUGAGAUCCUUGCGCAGUCGCUGAGGGCAGGCAUGAGGUGCACCGCACCCCAAAAAGUGGCCUGAUAGCUUACACCGUUCAUGCCCAAUGGGGUUCUACAACGAAUAUGUACUUGUACGUGUACCAUAUCGUACGUGAAGUUGACACCGUUGAUAUGUAUGUUACUUUUGAGUUAUUUGACGCAGACCCUGAAGCGUCUAGUCCCGAGUUUAUGCAGUCUGCCUCCAAGCAUGCUUCUUCAUAAGCCAUCCCUCCUCCUUGGCGACGCCGCGCCCGUGACUUUUCCUAAGACGGCCCCCGACAUCAUCCGACGCGUAU